This is a messenger RNA of Xyrauchen texanus (razorback sucker), 3186 nucleotides long. RefSeq names its product neuronal-specific septin-3-like. Gene Ontology annotation, biological process: cytoskeleton-dependent cytokinesis. NCBI's taxonomy places the organism in Eukaryota, Metazoa, Chordata, Actinopteri, Cypriniformes, Catostomidae. The transcript has 10 exons. Gene Ontology annotation, molecular function: GTP binding; molecular adaptor activity; GTPase activity. Bases 241 to 1326 code for a protein of 361 amino acids. The record is from RefSeq and is a predicted model, not a curated record. Gene Ontology annotation, cellular component: cell division site; presynaptic cytoskeleton; septin complex.
ACGGGUAAAAAGGGUGGAGGAAGGAAUGAAGGGCAUCGAGCGGUGCACAGAAAGGCGAGAGACAAAGUGAAAGAAAGAGAGGGAGAGGACAGAGGUACCUGGGCAUAUAAUCAUUCCCUAAGGUCUGUGCAACUACUGCCUCGUAGCCGAUUUAUUUUUAGAUUGUAGAUAGAUUGUAAAAUAGCUAGAUUAAAACGGCGCGAAGCAGAAAAAGGGAUCGAUACAAGAACCGACAUCGACAUGUCAGAAAUUGUCCCCCCUGAAGUGAGACCUAAACCAGCCGUCCCAGCCAAGCCCUCUCAUGUGGCACUGCCAUCCAGCAUCCCCUUUGUGACUUCACCCCAGGGAGGAGGGGGUGACGGUCAAGGGUCAGGUCGAGGAUCUGCACUGCUUGGAUACAUUGGGAUAGACACCAUAAUCGAGCAGAUGCGGAAGAAGACCAUGAAGACAGGCUUUGAUUUCAACAUCAUGGUGGUUGGUCAAAGUGGUCUGGGGAAGUCCACUUUGGUGAAUACACUAUUCAAGUCACAGGUGAGCAGGAGAAACUCGGGCUGGAGUCGUGAUGAGAAGAUUCCAAAGACUGUAGAGAUUAAAUCUGUUUCUCAUGUGAUUGAGGAAGGAGGGGUGAAGAUGAAGUUAACAGUCGUUGACACACCAGGCUUUGGGGACCAAAUCAACAAUGAUAACUGCUGGGAGCCUAUAUCCAAAUACAUCAAUGAACAGUAUGAGAAGUUUUUGAAGGAAGAAGUGAACAUUGCUCGCAAAAAACGGAUCCCAGAUACCAGAGUGCACUGCUGCCUGUACUUCAUAUGCCCAACCGGACACUCGCUUCGCCAGUUGGAUAUUGAGUUCUUGAAACAUCUGAGUCGUGUGGUCAACAUCAUUCCUGUCAUCGCCAAGUCUGACACGCUCACUCUGGAUGAGAAAACUGAAUUCAAACAGAGGGUGAGGAAGGAGCUGGAAGUGUGUGGGAUUGAGUGUUAUCCACAGAAAGAAUUCGAUGAAGACACAGAGGAUAAGAGUGAUAAUGAUAAGAUCAGGGAGUCCAUGCCCUUUGCUGUGGUAGGAAGUGAUAAAGAGUACCAGGUCAAUGGCAAACGAGUUUUGGGGAGGAAGACAGCCUGGGGAGUGGUGGAGGUUGAAAACCCAAAUCACUGCGAAUUCUCUUUACUUCGGGAUUUCCUAAUUAGGUCUCAUCUCCAGGACCUGAAGGAGGUCACUCAUAACAUUCACUAUGAGACGUACCGUGCCAAGAGGCUCAACGAUAACGGAGGUCUGCAUCCCAUCUCCUCCUCUGGUACCGACACACUGGAGAGCAACCUGUGAAAAAAAUGAGCAAAAAAUAAAUAGCUUGUAAAGGCGAAAGAGGAGACAACAAUUACAAAGUUUCAUCUUGUAAUAAUUAAGCUGUGCAUGCUAUGAAGAAGUUUUGUCUUUGUACUCCUUUUAACCCUUUCUGGAAAUCAUCAUCAUCUCUUGUCACACAACCUUUAACAAAUUUACAAAAAGCCUUCCCCCAUUCUUCAGCGACAAAUGCUGAUUUUAGUGAGCAAGAUUGCUUGUACAGGCCUCAUGGGUAAAUAGUCCUGUGCACAGGCAUUUGUAAACAGAACUUGUGCCCACGUCCUCUUUCUGAUUCUGAACCUCUCCCUUUGUCCUCCAUGAGAACAUCUAUGAUACACCUUUGAGCUGUUUAAAAUAUUUACAUUGGUCAGAACAUUGGAGGAUUGCACUGCCACUGCAGUCUGCAGCUUACUGGAUUGGCCUUAUUUAUUAAAACAAUUAGCACACUUUUAGCACAUUUGCCAUUGCAAGAAAGCAUGAUUCUGACAUUCUCAAUGGAGCAUCUCAGUGCUGUUAUACUUUAAUAUCAGCACUUUUGGAGCACCAUUUGUCCAGUCUGAUAAGAGGACUGGAACUAACUGUUGUAUAAUACAUUUGAACAUGCAAAGUGUUUAAUAAGUGUUCAUCUCUUAGGGCCUGUAAGGGUAUACUAGUGUUAUUUUAAAUACUAAAGAUUCUUUAGUAGUAUAUUAUUUUUACCUUGCCAAAGCAAGUCUCAGAGGACUCUGAAGUGACAAUUGAAGUAUACUGAAUACGGAUAAUUCCAAAACAGGUACAACAGUUUAAAUACAUGCCAGUAUUUACUGGUGCUUUAGAUGUUGCUUAGCUCUCCUUAACUUCAGUGGCCAAUUACACUUCAAUAAGAAACGGAGAGAACACUGAUUAAAAUGAUCAGUGAAUUUUGAAAAUCAGAGUUGGGGCUUUGAGGUUUUCCUUCUGCACAUUUUGUAUAAACACCCAUGUGUAUGUGUCUGCUUGUGUGAAUGAGUACAAAAGUUGCAAAAGUUUUCUCAUCAUUCUGCCUAUGGUUACAGUAAUUUAUAAACAUAAUUAGUUUGCAGUUCAUUUUCACUUUUUGUUUUCCAUGUGUGCCAAUGUUACCAUCUGUGUGUACAAUUAAAUACAACAUUACAGCUCCCACAUAGCAUUCUCCCCUAUGAUCUCUGCACAGAUUAAUACAUUAUCUAUGUAGAAAACUUCAGAAACCACUAAAUACAUGAUCUGAAACUUAUCUUUACUCAGUUCAUCAAUAUUCUUUUUUAAAAAGGGAUAGUUCACCCAAAAAUGAAAAUUCUCUUAUCAUUUAUUCACCCUCGGCUCAUAUGCCAUCCCAGAUGUGUAUGUGUUUUUUUCUUCUGCUGAACACAAAUUAAGAUUUUUAGAAGAAUGUCUCAGCUCUGUAGGUCCAUACAAUGCAAGUGAAUGGUGACCUGAAUGGGCCCAUAAAGCAUUAGACCAACAGCAUAUUAGGCAUGUGGUCAUAAUGUAUUGGCUCAUCAGUGUAUAGUAAACCACUGGAAUCAUAUGGAUUAUUUUUAUGCUGCCUUUAUGUGCCUUUUGGACCUUCAAAGUUCUGGUCACAAUUCUUGCAUUGUAUGGACCUACAGAGCUGAAAUAUUCUUCUAAAAAUCUUCGUUUGUGUUCUGCAGCAGAAAGAAAGUACACAUUUGUGAUAGCAUGUUGGUAAAUGAUGAGAAAAUGUUCCUUUUUGUGUUAACUAUCCCUUUAAAGUUAGUGUGGAAUAAUCAAACACAUUGGAUCUAAAUAAUUAUGAAACAUUAUUUAUAAUGUAUUUUUGUUUUAUUUAUUAUAAUAACUAUGUUUUAAUUCAAUAAACGUAUU